GCUGAGUUGUGAUAUUACCGACGGUCCCUGAACGCAGCGGCAGAAGAAGGACGGAUUCCUGGCAACGCCGCAACAAAGCUAACGUUAACCAUGUACUGCUAAACCGUGUGAAUGCAUUAGCUUCGCAAACAUGUACUUAUGUGUUUAUCUGGAGUGUUUACCAACUGAUACCUACCUCAUAGCUUCCUCAAAGGCGCGUUAACACAUUCACAAUGGAAUUUUUUUAACGAGCCAAGCUAGCCCAGCUAGCACACUUUGUCUUCGUCGCAGCCACAAACGGUUGACUAGCUAACCAGAACGAGUUGUUGUUAGCUUCGGGCUAGUUUUGGCGAAAAUGGCAAUUGUGUCUGGGUCCUGUGCCAGGGUAAACGGGUCUAGAAACGGACCUCCUGUGUCAGCUACACCCUCUGGAUCUGUCGGGCAGUCUCAGCCCAUGAUAGCGGUGUGGGAAUGGCAGGAUGACCAGGGUUACUGGCGGCCUUACAGCGGCCAGGUGAGCGCCUACAUCGAGCGUUGUCUGUCACCGCGGGGCCACAGAGGAGGAGCACCCGGCUCUACGAGCAUCUGUCUCGGACAAUCAGACCCCAGCCUGUCGCCUUACCUCAUUGACAUACCAAGCUUGAAGCAGUUUCGACAGGACACAGGUAAGACCCGGUCAGUACGCCGGUCUCUGUUUGCCCAGUCCUCCGGUCUUGGUAGUGGUGUUUACUGGGAAUGGGCCAACGAUGAAGGAGGAUGGACCCCAUAUGAGACGCGAACCUCUAUCCUUUUGGAGCACAGCUAUCAGGCUCGCCAAGGCACAGCAGAUCUGGGCCCCCAUGGAUACAAUUAUAUAGUGGAUCUCACAUCUCUGGCGCAGGUUAACAAAUCGACGGGUUUCAGACGCCAGGUGCGACGCCAAUGCAACCUCCCCUACCCGCUGGCUUCUUCCGGACCCCCACUGCCUGUGGUGUUCUCCCUCUUUGGCAGCAGGCUUCAGCUCUCUGUUGCUCACUGUGUGGCUCUCCUGGGUCACUGUGCCGCCUGGGGCUCGCUUCGCCCCAUCUGUGCCAGCAAAUUUCCUGGCGGUGUUCCUUCCAUCUCUGUGCAGCUGAAUGGAUCCACCAGCGUGAGCUCUGCCCUAGCAGGCAUGGCCUCCAUUUUGAUGUCAGCAGUGGGACUCGGCGUGCACUUCACCUCUGCCCCUCUCCCUCAGCAGCAGCAGCAGCAUCCGCCGCCACAGCAUCAGCAGCCUGCUCCUUUCUCUCUUCCUCCUCCUCCUCCUCUCCUUCCCCCAGCCAGCAGGCCCAUCAAGCCCCACAGCAGCAGCAGCAGCACCAGCACCAGCAGUUCAGUUAGGAGAGCAAAGAGGCAGCACAGGAGAGAUCUAUAUCUCAUGUACCUUCAGGACUGUAUUAUCUGCAUGGACCAACUGUCCAACCCAUCUGGCUACGAGACCCCAUCCACAGAGGAGGGAGGCCAGAGCAUCCAGCCAGACACUGUGGGAAAAUUCAUCAAAUGUGGGCACACCCUGCAUAUGCUCUGCAUGCUGGCCAUGUACAACAAUGGAACGAAGUGUAUUAAGCUUUAUAACUUAACAUCAGUCACUUUGUGUCCUUGUCACCAGGGUCCCGAGCAUCCCAACCCAGGCCAGCCGUACACCUGUAGAGGCUUCCCUCGCUUCUGUUUCCUGCCAGACAACGACAAGGGCAGAAAGGUCCUCGAGCUGCUGAAGGUGGCGUGGAUGCGGCGUCUCAUCUUCACCGUGGGAACGUCCAGCACCACCGGAGAGCCCGACACAGUGGUGUGGAACGGCAUCCACCACAAAACCGAGAUGAUGUCCAACUUAUCGGGCCACGGCUACCCUGACCCCAACUAUUUGGACAAUGUUCUGUCUGAGCUGGCCUCUCAGGGCGUGACAGAGGACUGCCUCAAACCCCCAGGAAGCGGCAGCGGCGCCAGCUAGGCCUCAGCUCCGAGCUUCGCACGCUUCCACUCACCGCUAAACCAUCGAGAGUUAACCCUCCUGAAUCCUCUGCUCUGUGCCCAGGUGGACUUCCUGCAACAUCUCUGUGUUAAUAAAUUCAUGUCAGCGUCCACCCAAACCUCAUGGAGUGAGCGAAGGGAGGGAAAGUGAGCUAAAUAAAAGCCUUGAAUCUUCUUUGAGAGGAGACACAGUUGGA
This is a messenger RNA of Pundamilia nyererei, 2162 nucleotides long. It is a transcript of the gene dtx2, whose product is annotated as deltex 2, E3 ubiquitin ligase. Gene Ontology annotation, biological process: Notch signaling pathway; protein ubiquitination. Gene Ontology annotation, molecular function: zinc ion binding. The record is from RefSeq and is a predicted model, not a curated record. The transcript is spliced from 9 exons. Bases 335 to 1945 code for a protein of 536 amino acids. Lineage: Eukaryota; Metazoa; Chordata; Actinopteri; Cichliformes; Cichlidae.